AUGAAAGAAGAACAGAAGAAAAACACAACUUUUCUGAAACUAGCAAAACCCUUAGCCUAUGUCAUCCUCCUCCUCUUCACCUACACCUUAGGCUACCUCUCUUCUCCUCCAACCCUCUCCUCGACGUCACCCUCACCACCCUCUUCUUCAUCCCCCUCGCUUCCUCAACUCGCCAACCUCCCAACCCAACUCGACCACUUCCGACUCACAACUCACUGCGCCAACCCGGUCCCUCCCCAACUCGUCCGCCAGACCCUUCUCGACCUGGUUUUCAACUCCACCUCGCCUUUCGUAAACUUCCCUCCUCCUCACGUCAAAAGCCUCCUACGUGCCAAGCGUGUCAAAGGAUUGGGUUUAAACGGCGCCGUUUUUGAGCACCUAAUCGAAGAGGUCAAGCCCCGGACCAUCAUCGAAGUGGGUACGUUUCUUGGAGCAUCCGCUAUCCAUAUGGUCGACUUGACCCGCAAGCUAGGGCUCCAAACCCAAAUCCUAUGUGUCGACGACUUUCGUGCCUGGCCGGGGUUUCGAGACCGGUUCAAGGACAUAAAAAUGAUAAACGGCGACGUUUUGUUGAUGUACCAAUUCAUGCAAAAUAUCGUAUCCGCAAAUGCCACAGAGUCGGUUUUACCAAUACCGUUUUCGACCGGCUCAGUACUUGACAAGCUUUGCGAGUGGGGUAUUUUUGGUGAUUUGAUAGAAGUGGAUGCGGGUUAUGAUUUUAACUCGGCUUGGUCGGAUAUCAACCGGGCUUACCGGAUUCUAAAACCCGGCGGGGUGCUUUUCGGGCAUGAUUAUUUUACCGCGGAAGAUGACAGAGGUGUAAGAAGGGCAGUAGCUUUGUUUGCUAGGGUUUAUGGGCUCAAGAUUAAACUUCAGAGGCAGCAUUGGGUCAUUCACUCGAGUUGA
Fragaria vesca subsp. vesca is the source of this 906-nucleotide messenger RNA. RefSeq lists its product as uncharacterized. NCBI's taxonomy places the organism in Eukaryota, Viridiplantae, Streptophyta, Magnoliopsida, Rosales, Rosaceae. Bases 1 to 906 code for a protein of 301 amino acids. The transcript has a single exon. The record is from RefSeq and is a predicted model, not a curated record.